UUCGCCCCGGAGCCGCAUGCGGGAUGGGCGCCCUCCGGCUCCCCGCGGCGGCGCUGGCGCUGCUCCUGGCGCUGCUCUUUCCGGUCGACGCAGGCAAAAACUUCUGGCUUUUCCGGCAGCACAUCCUGCAGCAGCGGGAGAAACACGCUGCCGAGGCUUAUGGUCGCUUGGGGCUCCUGAAGCAGGGGACGGAAGGCAGGGCAUGGAGCUUUCUCGGCAGUGGCAGCAUCCGGCAGCCCCUGGACCACUUCAGCUGGCAGGACCGCCACACCUUCAACCAGAGGUUCUGGGUGAAUGCGCUUUACUGGAGGCCUGGUGGGCCGGUGUUCCUCUACAUCGGGGGCGAGAGCGCCUUAUCCAAGUAUGACGUGCUGUGGGGGCACCACGUGGAGAUGGCCAGGAAGUAUGGCGCCCUGGUGGUGGCCCUGGAGCACCGUUUCUAUGGCGCCAGCCUCAACCCCGACGGGCUGGAGGACCACAACCUCCGGUUCCUGACCAGCCAGCAAGCUCUGGCCGACUUCCUUCCCUUCCGUGACUUCAUUACCCAGAAAUAUAAGCUGACCCUGAACAACACCUGGAUUUGCUUUGGAGGUUCCUAUCCUGGCAACCUGGCUGCCUGGUUCAGACUCAAGUAUCCCCACCUGGUUUUCGCUGCUGUGGCUUCUUCUGCCCCCGUCCGAGCCCAGCUGGAUUUCACGGGCUACGACAAGGUUGUUGCCGCAAGUCUCGUGAAUCCCGUGGUUGGAGGUUCCAGAGAGUGCCUGGAGGCAGUGGCCGAGGCCUUCUUCGCCGUGGAGAGCCUGGUGCACGCCGGGCAGCUGGCCCGGCUCGCAAAGGACUUCCACUCCUGCCAGGCCUUGCAGGGGAUGGACGACUCGGUGUUCCUGCUCAGCAACCUGGCCGACUACUUCAUGGGCGCCGUGCAGUACGACGGCGAGGGCGCGAGCGAGUGGGGCUCCGUGGCCAGCGUGUGUGCCGUCAUGACCAACGCCAGCAUCGGUUCCGCCUAUCAGAGGCUGAUCACUGUCAACAGCAUAUUUUUACACCGCCUGCUGGCUCUCUGCCUGGACAGCUCUUACGCGGCGUGGCUGGAGACACUGCGCAGUACCCAGGUCCUCGAGUCAAGCAUGAUGAGGCAGUGGCUCUUCCAGACAUGUACCGAGUUUGGCUACUAUCAAACCUGUGAGGACUCUUCCUGCCCCUUCUCCCGCCUUUUGACCCUGGCGAACGAGCUCAGGAUCUGUUCGGCAGUCUACAACGUUUCUGCCAGCAGCGUCCGGGAAGCGGUGACCUUCACCAAUGACUACUAUGGGGCCGACCACCCCAAAGCGUCCCGCGUCCUCUUCGUGAACGGUGACAUUGACCCUUGGCACGUGCUCAGCGUCCUCCAGAAUCAGACCCGCUCCGAGCGGGCCAUUCUAAUCAGCGGCACGGCCCACUGUGCCGACAUGCUGGCAUCCACGCCCUCGGACCCGCUGCCCCUUGUCCAGGCCAGAGAGCAAAUCUCCGCCCAGGUUGGCCAGUGGCUGGAAUUGGCCAGAAGGGUGCCCCAAGGCCUCUGAGGGACCAGGGGGAAGGCUGGUGGCGCCAGAGCAUCUCGCCGGGAAGACCAGCUUGGAACCGCCCUGAGCGCGAAGGCCUCCCUCGAGAUCUUUAUGGCACUGCAAUCAUUGUCCUUUUUAAUUUUCUGUACACUUUCCAUUGCCAUUACAUUUUUAUAUAUAUACAUACAUACAUACAAACAAACAA
This is a messenger RNA of Varanus komodoensis (Komodo dragon), 1749 nucleotides long. Its product is annotated as thymus-specific serine protease-like. Gene Ontology annotation, molecular function: dipeptidyl-peptidase activity; serine-type exopeptidase activity. Gene Ontology annotation, cellular component: lysosome; endosome. Bases 24 to 1562 code for a protein of 512 amino acids. The record is from RefSeq and is a predicted model, not a curated record. The transcript has 12 exons. Gene Ontology annotation, biological process: proteolysis. NCBI's taxonomy places the organism in Eukaryota, Metazoa, Chordata, Lepidosauria, Squamata, Varanidae.